Racocetra persica is the source of this 1956-nucleotide messenger RNA. The record is from the annotation of a GenBank genome assembly. NCBI's taxonomy places the organism in Eukaryota, Fungi, Glomeromycota, Glomeromycetes, Diversisporales, Gigasporaceae.
AUGUCUUAUGCACAAGAUAGUAAUUCAUAUGUAGCAUCGCCCAUAGAUUUAAAACCUCCUCCAUUCCCAACUAUUGCUACUUCAACUUCUUCAAAUAAACGAUAUAGUAGUAAUGACUUGCUAUCAACAUGUAAAGAUUUAUCAAUCGCAAAAAAUAGUCUUAAAGUUGCAAACCAAGUGUUCAAAGAUUUAAAACAUGAAGAUUUAUCUGCAAAAGGAUUGGAAGUAACCAAAUAUGGUGAAGAUAUGUUAGAAGAAAUUCAAAAUUUGUUAUCUAAAAGUUCUCAUUCUAAAGAAACAAAUGACCAGUCUAGCGAACUUGAAAAUGAUGAGAAUAAAAUAAAUCUUCGAUUUCAAAAUUUUAUUGAAGAGUCCCCUGAUUUUCAAUAUUUUGUAGAUCGUCUUUGGAAUAUCAAUCUUUUAAUUGACAGUACGCGUACGCUUGAGAUUCAUGAAAGAAUCGAUCACCUAAUAGAUGAAAUAAACGAUGCAAUUAAUAAAUUGAGGGUAGCAAUCAAGAAUUGGAAAUCUAAACAAGGUGGUUGGAAUCUAAUUAGAAGUAAAACUUUUUCCUUUGUCAAAUUUCUUUCGAUUCCAAGAAGACGAUUUGAUAAUAAAUUUAAGAUCAAUGAAAAUGAUCUUUCGGAGGGUGAGAUAGUUAUAGGAAGUAAAAAGCAUAUAUCUCAACGAAUUUAUCGAAAAUAUACCAGAGUUGCUGAAAAGAUUGUUGAGAAUUGUGAUAAUGACGAAUUGAAAAAAGAAAUUAAAUAUAUGCAAGAACUUGAAUGUCCAAAUAUUCUUAAAUUCUACGGGUACUGUCAUCGAUCCAAUGGCAUCUCCGUAAUUACACAUUGGGUUGAAUAUAACUUGCAAUCUUACCUUAUUGAUAAACCUGAAGAUUCUAAUUUAACGUCAGAUAACAAAUUAUUAAUUGCGCGCGGAAUUGCCAAUGCAUUGGAUUUCUGUCAUGAAAAAAAAAUUUUACAUGGUGAUAUCAGAACUUCUAAUAUAUUGCUGGAUAAAUAUUUAUAUCCUAAACUGUAUAAUUUCCAAAUUCCUAAAGAAUCUUCGAAGUCAACAUCAUCUAUACCGAUUGAUAUGUUAACGUGGAAUUCACCAGAAAGAAUUCGCGGUGAAGCAUACACUAAAGCUAGCGAAGUAUACAGUUUCGCUCUAGUUAUGUGGGCGAUCGAGUAUCAACAACUACCCUUCGUUACCUUAUCCUCGGAGGAAGAAAUCAAACGCACAAUACUUGACGGAAACCGUCCUGAACUUACAUCAGAAGAUGAUGAAUACCAAAAAAUUAUUAAAAAAUCGUGGUCUCAAGAUCCUUCUUCACGUGAUACUAUGAAAUCGAUCCUAGAGCAUCUGAAUAAAUUAAUAAAUUCUUCUGGGAAAGAUGCUAAUGACGAUUUUGAUAGCACGGAUCAUAUAGAUCUAUCAAAUAAUGGAAUUUUAAGACGUAAUAGCCACAUUCGAUCUAGUCAAUAUUCAACCCCAUAUAAAGACAUAGAAAGAGGUAUUGAUUUCCAUAAACAUAAGAAGUAUAAAGAUGCAUUGGAUAUAUUUCAAAAUUGUUAUGAUUCAAAACAAAAUGAUCCAAAUGCAAAUUUCUGGAUCGGAUUUUAUUACGUUAAAGGUUUUGGUGUAAAAAGUGAUGAAAAAAAAGGCAUUGAGUACCUCCAAAAAGCAUCUGAAUUACAACAUCCGGAAGCCCAAUAUUGGUAUGCGUUAACUUUGUUAAAUACACCCGUUCCAUUUGAGGGUGAUAGGUACAAGACCGCGAUGGAAUAUUUGAGAAAAUCAGCGAGGCAGAACAAUCUUUUUGCGUUGGAAAAAUUGGGAAAAAUUGUGCAGAAGGGACAAUAUUAUCAAAAAGCAGAACCUAUCAUUGGAAAACGGAUGAUUGAACAAGCUAAUAAACUUAAAAUGGAAAGUAGAAAACAUACUACCUAA